Messenger RNA from Xenopus tropicalis (tropical clawed frog), 3810 nucleotides. It is a transcript of the gene mtfr2, whose product is annotated as mitochondrial fission regulator 2. Lineage: Eukaryota; Metazoa; Chordata; Amphibia; Anura; Pipidae. The transcript has 10 exons. Gene Ontology annotation, biological process: mitochondrial fission; aerobic respiration. The record is from RefSeq and is marked provisional. Gene Ontology annotation, cellular component: mitochondrion. Bases 267 to 1475 code for a protein of 402 amino acids.
CCAAUGUACCCUGCAAGUUCUGCUUCCUGCUGCUGGCUUAGCUGCGCUCGGCACUGGGAAGUCAGAGGUGCACGCUUUCUGCGGGAACACGGGCAUUUAUUGAUGUAAAGCACCUCUCUGCAGUGGUAGUGCCUUGCUUCAUGCACACAUGCCAAACUGGUAAUGAGGAAGGUAACUGAGAGGAUUCUGAGAAGGUGAAUUAACUCCUACAAGUCUUGGAGAAAAUUUGGGUGCUCAAUGUGGUGAAUUAUAUCCAAGGUGUAUCAAUGUCUUUACUGUUGGAGCUCCUGCGGGAACUGAUGGAAUAUCUAGGUAUUCCAGUUGAUAGGCUUGUUCCAAUAUGGGAAAACUAUGCCAACAGGCAAUAUUUUCUCCGUGCUCUAAUGAACCAUCUCCCUUCAGUUUUACCAGGAAUUAAUUUGCAGGUUAUAGAAAGAUUGGAGUGUAAAGAAUAUGGCUGGACUCGCAGUGCGGUUCGGGUGAUUGGAACUUUACUGCCAUUGGCUCCUCCCCCAAGACCCUUCUUCCAGCAUGUCACAGGGCCUUAUGCAGUAGAAGGAAAGAGCGAUGGAGCAGUAUGCAGGCCUGGGAUUCCAUCACUGGGUGAUGUUAAUUGUUUGACAGACGAUGAUGUUUACUCUUACACCAGAUUUAGGCAUGAUCUACCAGGAAACCGAAGUAGAGAAAUAAAGUCUAUAGCACCAUCUUUCAAGAGAAAUCUGAGUUGGGAGCCCAUGAUAUUAAAUAGAGUGCCAGAUAAAAGUGUCCCCUCAAGUGAAAAUGCUAUUCAGAAAAUUGCCGCCCUAGAAGAUGAACUGUUGCAGCUAAGGGCACAAAUCGCUGCAAUUGUUGCUGUACAAGAAAACAAAUCCAUGCAGUCCUGUUCUGAAACCCUUUCUUCAUUUGGCAGUCCCACUCCUGAUUAUCCCCAGCCAUCUUUAACUUCUACUCCACUUUCGGGUCAGAUACUGCAGCCUGUAACCCCAGCACCCCCGCCACCUCCACCACCACCUCCUCCACCUCCUCCUGCAAAAGUAAAUUCUGGCGAAUCUGCAAUAGAACUUAUAAAAAAACGCAAGGGAGUUCACAAGCGAAGCCCAAGAGAGAGGGCAAUGGUAGAUAAUACAAAUAACCCGCCCAGUAUGAUGGAUGUACUGAAAGGCAUGAAUUCUGUUAGACUGCGUGCUGUAGAGAGGUCCCCUGGCGGAACACCCCUAACAAGAAAAGACAAAAAGAGGCGUUCCUUAGACGAUCCAGCAGCUAUUAUUGCCAAUGCCUUAAAGCAGAAAUUUGCUCAUAGACUCAAAAAUGACUCAUUUGAUAAGGAGAACAUUUCACAGGAAGAAUCUCCUUUCUCCAGUCCUGAAAUUCCACAGUUUGGGCGGCACCUUUUAAAGCCCAUUGGAAAGCGACCACAGGCACUGCAAGACGGAAAACAAGUUUUGGUGAAACCCAGACCCCAUGUAUACCAUUAAAUGUAGCGCAAUUCUGAGCUACUACAAAGACUUUUAUCAUAAAAGAGUUCAAUGCUGUUGGUAAUUUAUGAUUAUUUCAACAAACAAAAAAGAAUGUAAGUUUUAUUUUUAAAAAUAUCUGCCUUAUUUUGUCUGUCACCUAUGUCAUACACUGGUGGGUAUUUAAUAGGUUGCAAAGUAACAAAGUAGGCAGCAAGUCUAAAAUGACACAAGUUGACUGGUUUUAACUUGGCUUACCUUAAUUCUUUUAAAUUCUUUUUGUUUCUUAAAUAGGAUGGUAGAGUAUAAGCGUGCAGCUUGUGUGCAUAUUUGGUUUUAUGCUUGUAGAUAGGAGCUGGCAUAUUUCUUGCUUCAGUACCUAUAGUAGCCAAAAACAUGGUGCAUUUGCUCUUGCAUUCUGUGGAUGGCACUAAAUUAGCUUUGCUUUUGUACAAUACUAAAUUAACUUUGCUUUUGUACAAUACUAGCCAUUAAGGACAACAAAAAGAAGAUUAACACAUCUUGUUAAUAGGGUAUAUUUACAUCUGGCUUCAAUGAUAGACAAGUAGAAGCCAUGUAGAAAUCUGCUGCUGCUUUUAUGUGUAAUGACAGUUGAAAGAAUUAUUUUGAUGACUUGUACUGUUAAAGGUUCAGCCUCUCCUUUAGUUAUUUAUUGAUGCUGGUUUAUUUUUUACUUCUGUAUUUUAUUCCAUAGUCUCCUUGUUUAUGCAGAUGAUCUUUUUAUGAGCAGUUUGUAUCUGUGUUGUUUUCCCCUAACCUUUACUGUGCAUGGCAAGGCAGAGGGCUCUGCCAUUUGCCUCACUCUGAUAAGUGUGGCAGAGUUAAGUCAUCCAAGUGGGCUCAUCAAGACCUAGGCUGUUUGUUGUUGGGGGGGCACUGAGUUUUAGAAACUUUUGGGAGUCAAGCACACAACUGGACAUGUUUAUGUGACAACUAGGCAACAUUCGGCAGAGGAUCUCUCCUUGCAUUCUUUUAAAAGGGAUGCAUCCUAGGACAGCAAUUGCAUAUUAAAGGUUCGUCCUUUUGAACAAAAGUAGAAAUAUGUGCAGAAAAGUCAUAGGAGAGAUUGUUUUUAAUGAUAAAAACUAUUCUAAAUGUGUGGUGAUUUGAAAUGUCUAUGGUAAGUUUUAACACUUGUUUAUCUACUGUAUAUGUUUGAUUAUUUGAUAAUGAUUAUUUGUUCUUUUUAAUUAAGACCAGUAACUGGUAAGCUUUGAAGCAGGGCUGUCAAACUGGAGGCCAGAUUUAUGCUUCCCAGACUGCUCAGGAACUCAAUGACAUCUAUAGGUGACAUCAUUGUUUUCUUUUAUUAUGGCCCCAAAACAUAUAGUACCUGUAUAUUAAAUAACUGCCUUUAAGAGCAAAAAUGUAUGAUACUUGAGUGAUGUUAUUCUCUCAAGACGCAACACUGUUCUUUUUCAGCAGCCUUUUUAAGUUAAAUGGGAAAUGCAGCAAAUACAGAAGGGCACUUCUGUCUGCAGACAGGUAUGCCCUAGAAGACACAUUUUACCAUUUGCCUAGCUUCUGUGGUACAUUUCUCUCUCACAUGAAUGCAAUAUGGCUAUAUUUAUCAUCUUGCAUUUUAUGGCUCUUUUUGAGAGGACAUAAGCAAUUACAAUAUCUGAUGUAACAUUGCCAUGGCCCCCUAAUAGGCUUUACUUCUAUAUCAGUCAAUUGUUGGCCUUUACAAAUUGAAAGCAGGUUCUUUCACUUUUAAUUGUAAGAGUAAGGGUGCAUAUUUAUUUUGUUAGGAGUAAAGUCAGGCAGCAUCAUGCCUUUCCAGUCUGGUCAGCUCAGUAUGCCCAUUUGUUUGCCUCAAAAUAAGGUGACUUUUGGUAGUUUUGCUUCAGUUGAAUUCACAAUGUUAGUAUUUGGCAGCUCAGAGGUACAAAUUGUAACCCUAUGAGAGCCUGCACUGUGCAGCCACUGGCUGUUUUGACUUGCCGGUAGUAUUUCAAUCUCAGCAGCAAUUUAUUUCCUGAUGUUUUCUUAACUCCUUCCAAGCAAUAUCAUAAAUAUUAUUUGAACCAUUAUAUGUUCGGUUUCCACAACCAAUCCAUUACAAAGUUUAAAAACAACGCUUUACAUGUAUUUUUCAGUUUGUGCUGUUACAUGCUGUCAAACAUUUUCUGUGUUUAUAUCUUAAAGACAACACCAUUUUUGUGUUUACAUUUUUAGGGCUCUGGUAUGGUUACAGUUCAAAAAUACAAAUGUGACCUUUAUGUUUGUACACCAAUAUAUAUAUGCUUUAAUUGCACUCGACAACUUCUGUACAAAUUAUAGUUUUAUUUCUUUUUGUAAAUACGGUUUUAAAAUAAAUCUUUAGAUAUUCUAA